Sitodiplosis mosellana (orange wheat blossom midge) is the source of this 1449-nucleotide messenger RNA. RefSeq lists its product as uncharacterized. The transcript is spliced from 2 exons. The record is from RefSeq and is a predicted model, not a curated record. Lineage: Eukaryota; Metazoa; Arthropoda; Insecta; Diptera; Cecidomyiidae. Bases 274 to 1449 code for a protein of 391 amino acids.
UCAGUUGAAAUUUGAAUUCUCCGAAUUGAGUCGAAUUCAAGACAAGUGGCAGUUAUCAGUGUAUUGUUUUCAUUCUCUUCUUUCAAAUACUUCUAAGCUGUUAACAACUGUUUUUCUUCAAUUGUGGCGGCUGUUUAUAUUUAUGCAUGCCGUAGAAACAAUAAUUUCUGUAAAAAACGAAAUUUGCAGAUUCAGCAUUUGUUCUAAGCAUAUAAAUAGACGACUAACAGAACACGAGCCGUAUUUUGUUGUUGGUGAUAGGUGAAACAGACGAUGUUCGCAAUGUGUGCCAAGAGUUGGCUGAUUUCAGCAACGAUAUUAUGUUGCAUGACUUUUGCUGGUGCUAUUCCAACUGAUAGGUCAACUGGAAUGUGUAGUCCAAAAGAUGACAUUGUUAUAAGUGUUGAACAAGAGAUUCCUGCUCAAUUGCCGCAUGAACCAUGCCUUGGUGACAACAACCAAAUUUAUAAAUUGGACACGGAUGGAUCAUUAGAAGACUAUUCGAAUGAGACCGAGUUUGGGCAAGAGCUAAUCGAUUUGUUAUUGCGAACAGGCGAAAUCCAGUUGAAAUCGAAUGAUGACGACGAUGUCGCAAAAGUUCGUCGAGAUGAAAAUUUAAAAAACGACCGCUACGACGAGUUGAUUAAUGCAUUCAAUGUUAUUCUGGAGGAGAUACUACGCCAAGGAAAACUAACGAAGCAUAUUGAUCAUCAGCAUCAUCACGACAAUGAUGAACCGAAGUACAAUCGAAUCGACGACAAUGCACAAGAUUCGCAGCGCAAAUCGAGGUCAAAAUGUACAACUGGAAGGUGUUUGAAUACAGUAGAAAGUGAGCUGCUUCGGAAAAUCAAAGUGCUAAACACCCAAUUGAACUCCCUCAUGCAAAGUUCGGGGAAUAAAAAACCAAAACGAGGCAGAAAUGACGGUGACAGUGAUUCAUUAGACGGUUUAAACGUGUUUGCGCUACCAAAUGUGAAUCAUUUCGGCAAAAACCCAAUUGCGAAGGCGGAUAAGAGUGACACAGAAGGAAAUAAAGUGGAACACAUUCCGACCACAGCUGAUGGAAAUCAUCAAAAAAGUGUGAAUCAACCAUGGAGCGGAGAUGAUUCGACCACGGUUGAUAAACAUAGUGGUAGUUCUGCACUUGAAAAACGUCAAGUCGAUGAAACACCUAAAUACCAACUCUCCAAAGAAAAUAACUACGGCUUUGAACGACCACAAUUUGUUAAAUAUGGCCCAAACGAGAAGCAUAAUUCCUAUUCGAAUGACAUUGCCGACCCAUCAACGACCGAAUCGAAUACCACUCCAGGGGCACCAAUCUUAGUAAGCGGCGGCAUAAAUAUUCCGAUGCGCAUUGUCAAAGGUCCAAAUGGUAAUUUCAACUUGGUAUUGGAUCGAAGAGCACUCUGUCAAAGUGGUCGGUGUAGAGCACGAAUUAAUAGCAACUAA